AUGAAGAAAAUCAUAUCAUUCUUUAGUUCUACCAGUAGUACUAGUGUUUCAUCAACCUCCUCCUCCUCUUCACCUAGCAGCAAGAGUGGUACAUCAUCAUCAGGAUCAACUGUAGCUUCUUCAGAUGAACAGAGAAAUGACUAUGAAAAUGCAAACUAUUUCAACUACUAUAGAUACAUUGAAAAGGAGUCAAAAGGUGGUGACAGAGCCAAGAGUGGUCUACAAUGCAAACGUGUCAUCCAACAACCAAACACUAUCCAAUCAACAAUCAAUCAAAACAAAUUCAAUCUAACUAGUGUAGAGAUUAAUUCUGUAUUGACUGAUACUUGUUCAGUAUCAACUUUUAAAAAGCAUUUUGUUAAUAAUUAUGAUUCCCCAGUUGAAGCAUUCUAUCAAUUACCAUUACCACCUCAAGCAUCGGUCAAUGGAUUCACAGUUGAAUUUGAUGGCCAAGUGUUACAUGGAGUGAUCAAGGAAAAGGAGGAGGCAUUCCAAGCAUACACUGACGCCAUUGCUAGUGGAGGACAAGCAUUCCUCGGUGAAAAGUCUGCCGACGGAUACUUUAGCAUGUCGAUUGGUAACUUGCCACCCAAAAAGGAUGUCAGCAUCACAUUGAACAUCAUCUCUGAGCUUGGCACUCAUUAUGACUCUCUCCACUUUUGUCUACAUCGUUUCCUCUUCCCAGACUAUUCAUUUGACUUUAAGGCCAAAUUGACUAUCAACCUAUCUUCACCCAUCCAACAGGUAGAAGUUUUAAACAAGGAAUACCAAAAGCAAAGCACAUUGACCUUUUCCGAGGACAAAAAGACUGCAACCUUUUCAACACACUUGCCACAAGGUCUACCAAACAACUAUGUAGUUGUCAUUGUACCACAUGCUACACCAGAACCAAAGGCAAUGAUUGAAUACAUUGAAAAGGACAAAUCACAUGCCGUUGCCCUUAGUUUCUACCCCUCUUAUAUUUUAGAUAAAACUCCAGAAGAUGAAUUAAAUCAAAAGAUGGAAUGUAUAUUUAUAGUUGAUAGAUCAGGAUCAAUGAGUGGAGAUAGAAUUCAAUCAUCAAAGUCGGCAUUACAAAUUAUAAUGAGAUCUUUGAAUGAAAAUACAAAGUUUAAUAUCGUGUCGUUUGGUACAUCGUUUGAGAAAUUGUUCCCAGAAUCAAGAGAUUACGAUGACACUAGUUUGACUGAAGCUAGUAAAUUGAUUGAAGGUAUGAGUGCCAAUAUGGGUGGCACUGAAUUGUUUGAGCCAAUCAAGGAUGUGCUCAAGGCACCGGCACUCCCAGACUACCCCAGACAAGUAUUUAUCCUCACCGAUGGUGCCGUCUCGCAACGUCAACAACUCGUCAAGUUUGUGGCAUCCGAGGCCAACACUACACGUAUCUUUACCUUUGGUAUUGGAGGUGGUGUCGACAAGGAGUUGGUGAUUGGUCUCAGCAAGGCGUGCAAGGGGUCCUACGAACUCAUCUCAGACUCUGCCAAUGACUUUGAAGAACGUGUCUUGUCACUACUCUCCAUUGCCAUGCAGCCAAUGCUCAGUAACGUCAAGAUCGACUGGGAAGGUGCCGGUCUCACCGGAGUCAUCCAAGCACCUCAAGACAUUAGACCAGUAUACAGCCGUGAACAUAUGAUUGUAUAUGCUUUGAUCGAUGACAAGGAGGGAAAGAACAACGACACCAUCACAAAGCAGGGAUCAGUUACUGUCAACUUGACUGGAAAUGGUCCAACUGGCACCAUUCUCACAUUCCCCAUCACUGUCAACUUUUCCGACCACGCUGUCAACGACAAGGAGCUCUUGCACUCGCUCGCUGCCUACCAACAUAUCCAAGACCUCGAAUCAUUGGAAACCAAGAAAUAUGAGAAUCACAAAGACAAGAUUGUUCAACUCGGCAAGCGAUUCACUCUUGUUUCCAAACACACCUCGUUUAUUGUCACUGCCGAAAGUGAUACGCCAACCGUCGACACCAUGGAACAAGUCAAUGUCCUCGACAAGCUACAAGCUACCGAGGGGCGAACUCUAGAAAGUUUAGCCCAUUUCUCUGAUACAAUGACUCCCAUCAGUUGCUCUGAGCCUCUUCAGUUGGAGCGUUGUUCUGCUCCAUCUAGAUCAAAGUCUGUCCAUUCGUCUCAAUCACAGCCAAUGGAAAAGAAGAGACAAUCAUCCUCGGGAAGAAGAGGGGAUAUAUCAUCGGCCUCCAAGAUCGACAUCAAUCCACUCAUUGAACUUUUGAGCCAACAAAAAGCCAAUGGAACUUGGAAUCAUUCCACCCUCAUUGAAGGCUUUUUCUUCCCAUCCCACGAACCAGCUCAAGGCGAAGACAAGGACAUCCACUCGACCAUUUUCGUCAUUGCCCUCAUCCAAUACAAAUUCGCCGAUAGAAAGGCCAAGUGGACAAUGGUUGUAAACAAAGCCCUAAGAUGGUUAAAACAACAACCAUGCUUUGUUAAAGAUCCAAGUGACCUAACUAAAAGACUUGAAGCUGCUUCUAGACUUGUAACUAAAAUGUAUUCUUAA
Messenger RNA from Cavenderia fasciculata, 2514 nucleotides. RefSeq lists its product as uncharacterized. The transcript has 3 exons. The record is from RefSeq and is a predicted model, not a curated record. Bases 1 to 2514 code for a protein of 837 amino acids. NCBI's taxonomy places the organism in Eukaryota, Evosea, Eumycetozoa, Acytosteliales, Cavenderiaceae.